CAUCGACACUGACGUAACAUCGAACCGCUUUUCCACAGUCGGUCCUGUUUUCCAUUAACUCUUCGAUCCAUAAUUAUGCUUAGGUUCCAGAUCCUCUUAAAGAAGCCCAUAGUCUCACAACUUCUGCGCAGUCCUGCCCGUUUCCUGCACGUGGGGGAGGCGAAUGUAUUAUCUACUGAGAUUGAUAGGCACUCUGCCGAAUACAAGGAAAAUGCUGCGGAAAUGAGAAAUUUGGUAAGCAAGCUUCACAGCAUAACCCAUGAGGUUUUAACUGGUGGCGGUGCAAAGGCCAAUGAGCGGCACACCUCACGUGGUAAGCUGUUGGCCCGGGAACGCAUUAAUCUUCUGCUGGACAAGGGAUCGCCUUUUCUGGAGCUCAGUGCUUUGGCCGGAUACGAACUGUAUGGUGAAGAGGUGGUAAAUGCGGGAGGAAUUAUCACAGGUGUGGGACGCGUGUGUGGCACUGAAUGCGUCGUGGUAGCUAAUGAUGCCACCGUCAAGGGGGGCAGUUAUUAUCCCAUAACCGUAAAGAAACAUUUGCGAGCACAGGAAAUUGCACAGGAAAAUCGCUUGCCAUGCAUUUAUUUGGUAGACUCUGGAGGUGCGAACUUGCCACGCCAAGCGGAAGUGUUUCCUGAUAAGCUGCACUUCGGACGCAUUUUCUACAACCAAGCCAAUAUGUCUGCGCAGGGAAUACCCCAAAUAGCCGUGGUGAUGGGUAGUUGCACAGCUGGAGGAGCCUACGUUCCAGCAAUGGCGGACGAGAGCAUUAUUGUAAAGAAGCAAGGUACUAUUUUUCUUGCCGGACCGCCACUUGUGAAGGCUGCUACGGGAGAGGAGGUGUCCGCCGAGGAUUUGGGUGGCGCCGACCUGCAUUGCAAAACAUCGGGCGUUACGGAUCAUUAUGCGGUGGAUGACGAGCAUGCCUUAUAUUUGGCGCGUCAAGUGGUCAGUAAUUUGAAUUUGCCGGCAACAAAUGCUUACAACGAGCAGCUGUUGUACUCAAGCCAAAAGACUUUCCAAAAUACGACCGGAAGGACACUCAAUAAUGAUGUAGAGGCACCAAAAUACGAUGCAGAAGAACUGUAUGGCAUUGUGGGUCCUAAUCUCACAAAAAGCUUCGACGUUCGCGAGGUGAUUGCUCGCAUUGUUGAUGGAAGCAGAUUCACGGAGUUCAAAAAACUCUAUGCAGAGACUUUGGUGUGUGGCUUUGCAAAGUUGUAUGGACAAACUGUCGGCAUUGUGGGCAACAAUGGCGUACUCUUCUCAGAGAGCGCUUUGAAGGGCGCCCAUUUUAUACAAUUGUGUGGACAGCGGAAAAUCCCUUUGGUAUUUUUGCAGAAUAUUACGGGCUUCAUGGUGGGACGCGAUGCUGAGGCGAACGGCAUUGCUAAGAACGGAGCAAAGAUGGUUACAGCCGUGGCUUGUGCGAAUGUGCCAAAAUUCACGGUCAUCAUCGGUGGGUCGUACGGUGCUGGAAACUAUGGCAUGUGCGGACGAGCCUACUCCCCACGCUUUCUUUACAUGUGGCCCAAUGCACGCAUUUCGGUUAUGGGCGGUACACAAGCAGCCAAUGUGUUGGCCCAAAUAACAGCUGAUCAGCACAGGCGAGCCGGCAAAGAAUUUAAGGAGGAGGAGGCAAACAAAUUGAAGGCCCCAAUUUUGGAAAUGUUUGAAAAAGAAAGCUCGCCCUACUACAGUUCUGCGCGAUUGUGGGAUGACGGCAUUAUUGAUCCAGCCAAUACGCGUCAGGUGCUGGGACUGAGCCUGAAGGCAGCAUUAAAUAAUGCUCAACAUGACACAAAGUUCGGUGUUUUCCGUAUGUAGGGAUCGGUUGGAUCGGGUACCGAUUACAGAGGGAAAGGCAUUUACAUGAAGUGGCAUUUAAUGUCUGCACUUCAAAUUGAAACUGUUGCAUUUAUUAGCUGUAAGCAUGACAUUGGUCGAAAUUGUGGAAUUGUGCAAUUGGUGAUUUUAAUUUGUGAAUAGUAUGAAUUUUUUGAAACUAGAAAUGGUUGCUUACAUA
This is a messenger RNA of Scaptodrosophila lebanonensis, 2026 nucleotides long. RefSeq names its product probable methylcrotonoyl-CoA carboxylase beta chain, mitochondrial (gene Mccc2). The coding region runs from base 76 to 1827 and encodes 583 amino acids. The transcript has 5 exons. The record is from RefSeq and is a predicted model, not a curated record. Gene Ontology annotation, cellular component: methylcrotonoyl-CoA carboxylase complex; mitochondrion. NCBI's taxonomy places the organism in Eukaryota, Metazoa, Arthropoda, Insecta, Diptera, Drosophilidae. Gene Ontology annotation, molecular function: methylcrotonoyl-CoA carboxylase activity. Gene Ontology annotation, biological process: L-leucine catabolic process.